Frieseomelitta varia is the source of this 2437-nucleotide messenger RNA. RefSeq names its product PHD finger protein 12. Bases 439 to 2349 code for a protein of 636 amino acids. The transcript has 5 exons. NCBI's taxonomy places the organism in Eukaryota, Metazoa, Arthropoda, Insecta, Hymenoptera, Apidae. Gene Ontology annotation, molecular function: protein binding; transcription corepressor activity. The record is from RefSeq and is a predicted model, not a curated record. Gene Ontology annotation, cellular component: nucleus; Sin3-type complex. Gene Ontology annotation, biological process: negative regulation of transcription by RNA polymerase II.
UAUAAUAUGUAGGAAGAAGUAUAGUAAGCAUGUAGAAAUAAGUAUAACAAGUACAGAUACUUCAGUUUUGAACGUUUGAAGUGUAUGUUUUCAAGAACGUUUCAGUUAUUUUGUAAGAAUAAUAGUAUGAAAAUAUGAAUUUGUAAAAUAUCUAUAUUUAUGUCAAAAACGAGAUAUAAAAUGAUAAAUGUAUAUAUUAAAGAAUUUGUGUAAAUGUUUUUAAAAUUUUGAAUUCUUAUACAGGGGACAGCACAAUCUCCAGUGUCUUGUAAGGAUUAAGUGUAUAAAUCUAAUAUUUUGUUUUUCUAAGUUUUAUACAUAACCAAUUUAGAUAUGAAAAAUGAAAAGGGAGGAUAGAUAUAUGAUUUAUAAUUAAAUAAAUGUUACAUGGCUAAUAGAAAAAUUUUAUAACAUCAAGAAUUAAGAGUUAAUUUCAACAUGGGUACUGUAGAAUAUGGUUUCCCAAUGAUUGGUGGUUUAAUGCCACAAAUUCAAGCUCUUAUAGCACCACCUGUAUCGGAAGAUUCUAAAACAGCAAAAAGUAAAAAGGAUAAGGAGGAGAAAAAGCAUCCGUAUUUUAAAAGAAGAGGUCGGGGACACAAUCGUGAUAUCUGUGAUGCCUGUCGAGAUGGAGGAGAACUUAUUUGUUGUGAUAAAUGUCCUGCAUCAUAUCACUUGCAAUGCCAUUAUCCAGCAGUGGAUCCAGCAGAUAUUCCUAAUGGAGAGUGGUUGUGUUAUGCUUGUCGAUGUGCAUCAAAGAGGAAUCUUUUAGAUACUAAAGGAAAUGAGAAAAACAAAAAAAAAUCUGCGUUGGAAGUGCUAGCUUUGGCAGCAUCUUUAGUUAAUCCCAGGGAAUUUGAAUUACCUAAAGAAUUGCAAUUACCAAUUAUGUUCCCUGGUAGUAAUAAAGUAGAUUAUGUUUCAGGUAGAAGAGGAAAACAACAAAGCGGAAAUAAUAAUGUGGGGAAAAGUCACUGUUUAGAUAAUAAUUUAAUGGUACCUUUACCGGCACGUUUAUGUUUUGAAUGUGGCCGUAGUUGCAGAAAAGCACCAUUGAUUGCAUGUGAUUACUGUCCAUUAUAUUUUCAUCAAGACUGUUUGGAUCCACCACUCACUGCUUUUCCCAUUGGAAGAUGGAUGUGUCCUAAUCAUCCAAAUCAUUUCAUAGAUCAAAAUUUAUUAACAUCGUGUAGAGUGACUGAACGUAUUAAGCUUUGGGAUAAAUAUGCCAAUCAACGUAUAGAUCAACACGCAGUAAAAUUAGACUUUUUGCGUAAAGCACGUGCUGCAAAUCCACUUUUUCGGACAAAAAUCAAAUUAGAAAGUCGGACAAGAGUAAAGGUACCCUGGUCUGUAAAAUUUCAUUAUGAACAUCCACCAGAAUUAGAUUCUGUACAAUUUUAUCAUGAUGCUGUUAUAAAACCAAUUGUUAAGAACAUUAAAGUGCAAGAUAUAGAAAAUAAUGAUAUCAAACUUCCUAAAAUAGAGAAAGAAAAUACAGAAGUACAAAGAAUUGAAGAAUCAAUGGAAAUAGAAAAGGAAAUUGAGAGUAACAAUGAAAUAAAGGAUAAAAUUAAUCAAGAGGAAACAAGUAGUACGAAAUAUGAGGAGAAAGUAGAAGAAGAAAAUGUAACUGAAAAUAGAUAUAAUAAUGAUAUUGGUACUGAGAGUUAUGUAGAACGAUUUGGCUAUGAUAUAAAAGAAGGUGUACAGUUACUUGAAAGACCAGUUUUAGAGGCAUUAGCAUUACAACGAUUAGAACAAAUUUUAGACCCUGAUGGAGAAAAUUAUGAGACUAUUAAUUGCCAAACAAAGGCUAGAGCAGCAUUGUUUUCUUUAAAUCGUAAACCUAAACCACCAGCUUUUAUGAUUCAUAAAACACUAACUAUUGGAAGUGGCCCAAAUUGUGAUUUAGUUUUAUCUAAUUAUGGUAACUGUAGCUUUACAUCUUCAAAACACGCUAUUAUUUUUUUCGACGAGAGUACCAAACGUUAUGAAUUAUUAAAUUAUAGUGAAUAUGGAACAGUAGUUGAUAAUGUAUUGUAUUCUUGUAACUAUACAAGCGUGAUAGAACAAGUAAAAGAGGAAGCUGACGAGAAAUCAAUGACUAAGGAACAGGAAACUACAGAAGCAGUGAAAUCUAUAAUAAGAGAAAAGGUUUUAACUCAAGAACAAGUAGAGAAUAAAAGAGUAUUGUGUAAAUGUAAUUUAACAAAACACGAGACAAAAGACAAACAUCAUUUAGAAGAAGGAUGGGAAGGAAGUGCUAUUGUGGCUCAUGGAUCAACAUUGGCAUUUGGAUGCCUAAUGUUUGUGUUUAAUACGAUAAAUGCACAUUUAGAACGAUGAAUUUUAUGGUGUAAAUAUUCUAUCAUUUCCAUGUACAGAUAUUUUCGUAAGCUAAUGAUAAUUAAAUUAAUGAAGUAAAUUUUUUCUA